AUGGACGAGAUGCCAGCCGCUGUAAGUUUAAUGAACGGCCUGCGAGUGUGCCUCGAGCAAGCUGGAGAUGAGCUAGAGAAGCAGGUAAACAAAGCAGCACAAAUGAGGUUUUUUCCAAGAGGGUUAGUGAAAAGCCUUUUUUCCGGAAGCAGUAGCAGCACUAGGACAAGUGUGGUCGGAAAGACGGGUGGACGUGGAGGACCGUCGUCUUCGAGUGCAUUUAUGGCUAGAGUUUUCGAACUACAACUACUUCUACUUGUGAUAUAAUCUUUAUCUUCAUCAUCCAAUCAAUCUGAAUCUCUAAUGAUCCGUUGAACAACAGAAGAAGGGUCGAUAGCAGCAGACGUGGUGGCAGCAGUAGUUCUACUAGACCACAACUGCGAAGGAGGUCUUCGACUCCUCGAGGGGGAACGACAUCGAAUUAUACAAAGGAGGCUGGAAAUCUUCUUCAGGGGUCGGGAUCCUCUACGUUAAGGGUUUCCGAAUUACAUCCCUCACUACCAUCCUUGGCUCCUUUUCAAGGGGGAAAUGGGUCAAGGAUGUUCUGAAGAAUGCAACUCGGAAACCUCUAACUACGCCUAGAACCGGCUCGACAGGAGUCAGGGUCAAGCGCUCUUUCUUGGAAGACCAAGUUCCCCAGGUGGUACUAGAUGAUGACAAACUAAUACUAAACGGCAAAGAAUUCAUCAGGAAAGAAGGAAACAACGUUAGAAGAAGAGAGCAGCACCAUCAGUUUACCAAGAGGAAUAAUAGAAACCUGGGGACGCAGCAACAAAGGACGAGAGCGGAUACACCAAGACCGCCUAUAUUGACGACGGCGUCGAGGACUCGACGUGGGAAUCCUAGUAGUGGCGUGUCUUCUGCUUCUUCACAAAUAACUUCUAGUACUGGUUCUGCGACUUCCAGUAAUUUAGUGGGAAUAUCCCCAGGAGGAGUGGUGUCUCCUCAAUUAGUCACGGGCACAGCUGGAGUUGCGGGUACAAUAUCUACUCUACUACCUUUGAACCCAAGUUCCGCUUCGAUACCUGGAUUGCCGAAUCCUGCUUCGAUACCUGGACUGCGACCGCAACACCACAAUGCCACCUCAAUACCCACCAUAGUACCUACUUCUAUGGUACCUACAACUAUGGCACAACCUACUGGUGUCACUUCUAGUGGAUGUGGAAACAACCUAGUGCCAGCAGCGCCACACCUCAUGCUAGGAGGCAAGACAAUGACCCCUGCUCGCGUAAGCACCACAACAGCAGCAAGGACGCUGGGAAAGAAGCUACCCUCAUUAUUACGAUCACCGCCUCAAGAUCCGGGGGAGUGUCCGACUUCAGCCUCGACUCUUUAUUCAGAUGCGAUGGCGUCAUCACGGAAAACAGAAAAAUCUUCGCAGAUGCAAGGCGUGGCUCUGUUCUUCUGAAAAGGUUAUUUUUCUUGCUCUUCUGAAUAGGCUUACGCGUAGCUAAGUACCAUUACUAAGAGGUGUUAGUAUUGUUUGUUCUCCGGUGGAACGAAAAAGAUCUGAUUUUGAUACGAUUGACUACGCGCUAAAAAAAUGCUGGACAAAUAAAUUGGUUUUUUUUUGACAUUAUGUUCUUUCAAAGAAAUGGGGGGGUAGAAAUUUUGCACAACGAAGAAGUCUAGUUCUUGCUUGUUUUUUAGAUGCUUCCGCAGACUGUUACAAUAUCUAUCGAUGUACAUCAUUGUUAAACUUUUGAUACUAUACGACGCACAAAGACGAAAACGAACAAAAAGUAAAAGAUAGAUUCCCAUUAUUUGGAACUCUUUUUCGAUCUAGUGUGUUGAGUCCAAUCAAAAUCAGCCAAUUCAAAGAAAGUACUUACUUACUAUGAUAUUCUUGUUCUUCAAUUUAUUACCAUUCACUUUCACAUCGCACAGACGUUCACUACAAUGUCAUGUUUCUUAGAUCAUUCUCUGGUUGUCAUCUUAAG
This is a messenger RNA of Amoebophrya sp. A25, 1940 nucleotides long. NCBI's taxonomy places the organism in Eukaryota, Dinophyceae, Syndiniales, Amoebophryaceae. The record is from the annotation of a GenBank genome assembly.